Cheilinus undulatus (humphead wrasse) is the source of this 643-nucleotide messenger RNA. RefSeq names its product golgi transport 1A (gene golt1a). The record is from RefSeq and is a predicted model, not a curated record. NCBI's taxonomy places the organism in Eukaryota, Metazoa, Chordata, Actinopteri, Labriformes, Labridae. The coding region runs from base 115 to 510 and encodes 131 amino acids. Gene Ontology annotation, cellular component: endoplasmic reticulum; membrane. Gene Ontology annotation, biological process: endoplasmic reticulum to Golgi vesicle-mediated transport; retrograde transport, endosome to Golgi. The transcript has 5 exons.
CACCGAGGGAGCAGGCACGACUGAACCUCACUCUGACAGAGGGCUGGGAGAGACACGUUAACACCGGUGCGACCAGAGCGACCACGGACAGAGGGAGAGGACCAGAGCACUGUCAUGGCCGUGGUCACGGAGCUACAGAAGAUAGGGAUCGGUGUGAUGGGCUUCGGGUUGUUCUUCCUGCUCUUUGGCGUGUUGUUGUACUUUGACUCCGUCCUUCUGGCCUUUGGAAAUAUCUUGUUCCUGGCUGGUCUGAUGCUGAUCGUGGGGUUUAGGAGGACAGCUCGCUUCUUCUUCCAGAGACAUAAAUUCAGAGGUUCCUUUUUCUUCCUGGGGGGUGUGGCCUUGGUGCUUUGCCGCUGGCCAAUCAUUGGCAUCCUGGUGGAGAGUUAUGGCUUUGUUCAUUUAUUCAGGUCGUUCUUCCCAAUGGCGCUCAGCUUUGUUCUCUCUGCUGUCAACCUCCCGUUUCUAAGUGCGAUGCUGUCGAGCAGCUCGUCGUCGUCGAUGGUCUGAGCCGUGGUUGAAGAGACCUCGUGGUUCCUGCUCUGGUUAAUUUAUUUUUGCAGUGUGCAGUAUUCCUUUUUUACCUCAGUAGUUUACAUGUAAAAUAAAACAUUUAAAUAUUAAUACUAGUAAAUAUUUUUUU